AUGGCUACAGAGUACGAUCACGAGAACGGUCGCUACGACGACGAACCUCGCUUCACCCGCGACCGCAGCGCAUCUCCUCGCGAUGAGCCGCGCGGCGACCGCACCCGCAGCCGUUCUCCCAACGGACGCGUCGAUGACCGCCCCCCUGUUGAUACCCGCAAGCCUCCUUUGGAUGACGAUGAAGAAGGCGCCCUUAACACUGGAUCUAACCUCUUCGUCACCGGCAUCCACCCCCGUCUGACCGAGUCGGACAUUUCGCGUCUCUUCGAGAAGUAUGGUGACGUCGAGAACUGCUCGAUCAUGGUCGACCCUCACACCAAGGAGUCUCGUGGCUUCGGCUUCGUCAAGAUGGUCACCGCCGAGCAGGCUGAUGCCGCCAAGGAGGGUCUCCAGGGUGAGGUCAUUGAGGGACGUACCCUGAGCAUCGAGAAGGCUCGUCGUAGCCGUCCCAGAACCCCUACCCCUGGCAAAUACUUCGGUCCCCCCAAGCGUGAAGACUUCCGUGGAGGUCCCCGUGGCCGUGGUGACCGCUAUGAUGACCGCCGUGGGGGUGGCUACGGUGGCAGCUGGCGUCGUGGCGGCGACGAUUACCGCUAUGGCCGCUAUGAUUCCUACAGUGACCGCCGUGACUACGGCGGUGGUCGUGAUUACCGCGACUACGGUCGCCGUGACUACCGUGAUGAUUAUGGUUACCGCGGUGGUGGUGGUGGCGGUGGCGGUGGUGGCAUCGACCGUUAUGCUUCGGGCGGUGGUCGUGAGGACCGUUACAGCCGCGAUGAGCGCCGCGGUGGGGAGGAGCGUCGUGGCGGUGGUGGCGGCGGCGGCGGCGGUGGUGAGGAUCGCCGUGGUUACUACGAUCGCGAUGCCAACCCUCCCAGCUAUGGAUCUGCUCCCCCUGCCCGUGAGCCCUAUGCCGGUGGUGGUGGUAGCGGUGGUGGUGGUGGCAGCGGCAGCGGUGGUCGCUCUUACGAACCCCGUGGCGGCGAUGACCGUUACAGCACCAGGUAG
Molecule: messenger RNA, 1008 nt
Organism: Aspergillus aculeatinus CBS 121060
Lineage: Eukaryota; Fungi; Ascomycota; Eurotiomycetes; Eurotiales; Aspergillaceae
Product: RNA recognition motif domain-containing protein
Exons: 4
Coding region: 1-1008 (335 amino acids)
Biological process (GO): positive regulation of mRNA splicing, via spliceosome
Cellular component (GO): spliceosomal complex
Molecular function (GO): RNA binding
Source: RefSeq, a predicted model, not a curated record